AUGAGAAGACGUUUCACAAGUCAAAAGAACACUAACGCAAAAGCAGAGAUUACGGUUGGUUAUAACGUAAAUGAUGAUAAAUCACGAAUUAUUCAAAAUGUUAAAGUUAAUGUUAGCCCUGAAUUAACAAGGUCAGCAACUCAACCAAAUUUAUUAACUCGUGACUUACCGAAGAAUGAGGAGAAUGAAGAAAACCAUGAGAAUGGAGACCCAAUCAUUUUAUCUGAACCCGGUAAAGAACCCGUUGAAAUCCCCACAUAUCCAACAUACCCCCCACCUCUUUCAUCAAACAUCGAGAACCCAGGAAUAUACGAUUCCAGUCGCAAUGCGCCAUAUAAAAUAGACAUUAAUUCUGAAUUAAUGAAAAUUUACCGUGAUAUAAUAACUGAUAAUUAUGAUUCAAUAAUAAAUUUAAUUGAUCAAUCCGGUUUAAUUAUUUUACCUUAUGAAUCAUUAAUUCACAUUAUCGCCAUUCUUUGUGAUGUUCAAGAUUCAGACGU
Messenger RNA from Trichomonas vaginalis G3, 500 nucleotides. RefSeq lists its product as uncharacterized. The record is from RefSeq and is a predicted model, not a curated record. The transcript has a single exon. Lineage: Eukaryota; Parabasalia; Trichomonadida; Trichomonadidae. The annotation marks the transcript as partial.